AUGAAAAUCAAUCACAGAUACCCCCAUUCGGCGGCUCUAUUCCUUCUCCUGGCCGCCUUCUUUGUUUCCUUCCACCCGCCCACGUGGGCCACACGCGCCGCCGAGCCGCCGCCCAGAUCGGAGCUUCUCGUGGGAUUCAGAGCAACCCCGGACCCGUCCGUCACGUCGUUCCAGCCCCUGCUCUCCGAUUCCUCCGGAAACUACUCACUGGGUUUCCUCCGAGUUGACACGAACCGACUCAGCCUCUCCAUCAUCCACGUCCCAUCCUCUGUCCAGUUGUGGUCAGCUAACCCGACCAGACCGGCGAGGUGGACCGGGUCAGCCCAGCUAAUGUUCAACGGCAGCCUAGUCCUGUCCGAUCCCAACUCGAGGGUAUUCUGGUCAACCCACACCUCCGGCGCCAGCGUUUGGCUCUCAAACGCCUCGAAUCUGAUCGUCUCCGGCGCCGGCGACAGCCCCCUGUGGCAGAGCUUUGAUUUCCCCUCCGAUACCCUCGUCGAGAACCAGAAUUUCACGACCACCAUGGCUUUAACCUCGUCCAACGGGCUUUAUUCCUUGCGGCUGGGCCUCGAUUACUGGGCCCUGUACGCCAAUUUCGCGAACUCGGAUUCGGAUCCGGGUCAGAUAUACUUAAAGCACGGUGCGCUCGAGGCGAAGGCGGAGGUUAUUCCGGACCGGCCCACGCAGCUGAUCCUCAAAUCCGGCGGGUUUCUAGGCAUGUACCAGAACGGGUCGGUCCCGGUCGACGUGCAGCCGUUAAACUCUUUCCAGCAAAACGUGUCCGGCACCCGCCGGCUCAGACUCGAACCGGACGGGAACUUGAAGGUUUACUACUGGACCGGGUCGGAUUGGGUCCUGGAUUAUCAAGCAAUAUUGGAGCCCUGCGAGCUGCCAAGCGCCUGCGGCGCGUACGGCCUCUGCCGAUCGGGCGGGGAGUGCUCGUGCGUGUCAAACCGGACGAUUCACGGUUCGGGAGUGUGCAAACCGGUACCGGAUCGGGUCUCUGGUGAUUUCUGCGGCGUGGGAGUGAACCGGUUCGUGGUCCUGAGGAGAACCGGGGUCGAACUGCCAUUUAAGGAAUUGAUGGGGUACGAAAAGAUGCCGUCCCUCGAGAAGUGUGAGCGCGCGUGCGAGGGGAAUUGCACGUGCUGGGGCGCGGUGUACAGUAAUUCCUCUGGGUUCUGCUACAUGCUGGAUUUCCCCGUGCAGACGCUAGUGGCGGUUGGGGAUGAGACCAAAGUGGGUUAUUUUAAGGUGUGGGUGGGUGCAAGGAGGAGGAGGGUGGACUCGUGGCUGGGUAUGGGGCUGGGGCUUUUGGGUGGGGUGGUUUUGGUAUUAGGAGUAGUUUUGGGGCUAAGCUGGAAUAAGUUGAGAAGUAGAGGGGUGAAAAGAUAUGUGGAAGAGGAGAGCGUGGUGGGCAUCGGGCCAUACAAAGAUUUGAGUGCUGCCAGUUUUAGAACAAUUGAAUUAUGUGAAAAAUGA
Messenger RNA from Striga asiatica, 1482 nucleotides. NCBI's taxonomy places the organism in Eukaryota, Viridiplantae, Streptophyta, Magnoliopsida, Lamiales, Orobanchaceae. The record is from the annotation of a GenBank genome assembly.